Messenger RNA from Penicillium mononematosum, 942 nucleotides. RefSeq lists its product as uncharacterized. NCBI's taxonomy places the organism in Eukaryota, Fungi, Ascomycota, Eurotiomycetes, Eurotiales, Aspergillaceae. The record is from RefSeq and is a predicted model, not a curated record. The transcript is spliced from 5 exons. Bases 1 to 942 code for a protein of 313 amino acids. Gene Ontology annotation, cellular component: chromatin. Gene Ontology annotation, biological process: regulation of transcription by RNA polymerase II. Gene Ontology annotation, molecular function: RNA polymerase II cis-regulatory region sequence-specific DNA binding; DNA-binding transcription factor activity, RNA polymerase II-specific.
AUGACCCGCGGAUCCACGGAGCGCAUCAGUCCAAACCAUAUCGUCUCUGUCUUGAACUCGCCUUCCGUCUCCUCCUCUUCACCAGAACCUGAGCAACUUGCUUCCAAAUCCAACAUGGCCCGGAAGAACAACAUCCGUCCAAACUCUCCUGCAGAUGCGAAUGUGCCCGUCACCUAUACACCAACUACCCGUCGCAUUAGCAAGGCCAAGAAGGGAAAGCGUGUACAUGCCUGCCAAUACCCAGCAUGCGGAAAGGUCUUCACCAGGGCUGAACACCGAAGACGCCAUGAGUUGAACCACAACCCCGAGGCCUCGUACCGCUGCUCAACACAAGGAUGCAAGAAGGCAUUCCACCGCGCUGACCUACUUGCGCGCCACAUGGAGAGACACGAACUCGAAUCGCAAUCAGAGCAGUCCUCAUGGGCAUCCAACAAGCAAAAUCCCAUCGUAAACGAGUCCGCUGUCCCGCGCUGUAUGUCAAUGGACCACGGAAUGCCAUUGACUGCAACCUCCCAUACACACUCCAUGUCCAUCGGCUCACUCGUGGCUCCUGGCAUUCACCCGGACCUGGCCAACAACGACUGCUCAUUGAUGUGGAGCGGCGUCGACUUGCCCCUACAGCCCCGGCCAGCCUUCCAUAGCCAGCUCCCCGACUCCUCCAUUUCUUCCGCGUCUGUGUCUGUCAUCGACCAGUACCCGAAGAAUAUCCUAAACGGCGAGGUCACUUCGUCCCCGCUUCAGAUGCACACUCCCCUCCGCUGGGAUACUGAUGCUGGCGUGCCUCCGUCGCAUCUAGUUCCCAUGUCCAUGGGGGAGAAUAUGAUCCAGCCACCCGUUCAGUGCCACUACCCCUCUCCUUCAUGGUCCAGCGCAGACUGCCUUCCCUACGAGGACCAGGUCCACUCCAUGCACCAGUUCCAGCCCGUGAGCUGGGGGAUGUGA